GCCAGUUGCCAUCUGCCGCUGAACGAUUAGACAAGCAAAAUGACCAGCGGAAUACUUGCAGGGAAGAUAGCCUUUGUCACAGGUGCUGGCUCUGGGAUAGGACGUGCAACUUGUCGCCUGUUGGCCCGAGAUGGUGCUAAAAUUAUAGCUGCCGAUCGAAAUUUACAAGCCGCCGAGGAGACAGCCAAAGAAUUGAACUCAGCGGUGGCCCUGCAGUUGGAUGUCUCAUCCGAUGAGAGUGUUAAGGGUGCUGUGGCUCGGGCGGUGGCCCAGUGGCAACAGGCCCCUCACAUUAUUGUCAAUUCCGCUGGAAUAACCCGUGACAAUUACCUACUUAAGAUGCCCACUGCCGAUUUUGAUGAUGUCUUUAAUGUGAAUUUGAGGGGAACAUUUCUGGUCACACAGCAUUUUGCACGUGCCAUGAUCGCCGAGGAGCAGCAACGCGGCGGCAGCAUUGUCAAUCUCUCGAGCAUUGUGGCACGCAUGAAUAAUGUGGGUCAGGCGAAUUAUGCGGCCACCAAAGCGGGGGUUAUCUCCUUCACGGAGGUGGCCUCCAAGGAGUUUGGCAAAUUCAGGAUACGUGUCAAUUGCGUUCUACCCGGCUACAUUGAUACGCCAAUGGUGGCUGUCGUUCCCGAUAAGAUCAAAGAGCAAGUGGUGCAACGGUGUCCCCUGGGACGUAUGGGCAAGCCCGAUGAAAUUGCCGAAGUGAUUGCUUUUCUGGCCUCCGAGAAGGCGUCCUAUGUGAAUGGAGCGGCCAUUGAGGUUACUGGCGGUCUAAAAUAGACAGGAGAGCAUUUGGAAUAGAACCAACAAAUAUUUUGCAUUUACUUGUUAUAAGCGCUUAAUAAAGAAAAUUUCACA
Drosophila willistoni is the source of this 864-nucleotide messenger RNA. Its product is annotated as estradiol 17-beta-dehydrogenase 8. The record is from RefSeq and is a predicted model, not a curated record. The transcript has 2 exons. The coding region runs from base 40 to 786 and encodes 248 amino acids. Lineage: Eukaryota; Metazoa; Arthropoda; Insecta; Diptera; Drosophilidae. Gene Ontology annotation, molecular function: oxidoreductase activity, acting on the CH-OH group of donors, NAD or NADP as acceptor.